GGACAAUUAUGUUAGCUGCCCUGAUCCUGUUCGACAAAAUGCACAAUUGAUACUCCGUACCGAACUUCGGAAAAAUGGGAAGACUUUCUGAGUUUCUGGGUGUAUAGUCCCACUCUUACCUCUCUGGUUUCUUGGAGAAUCGGUAUAUAGGCUGCGCCAUGGAUACUGCUAAUGUAUACAUAGUGUAUUAUUCUCUGUAUGGGCAUGUGGAUAUCAUGGCAAGAGAAAUUCAGAAGGGAGCCAAUUCAGUUGAUGGUGUCAAAGCAACCCUUUGGCAGGUCCCGGAGACACUUCCCAGCCUGGUUCUUGAGAAGAUGAAGAGCCCUCCAAAACCUGAUGAUGUUCCAACGAUAACACCUGAACAGCUUUUGGAGGCAGAUGGUUUCCUAUUUGGCAGCCCCUCCCGGUUCGGGAUGAUGGCUGCACAGAUGAAGGCAUUCUUUGAUGCCAAACAUCAGUUAUGGGCCACACAAGCUCUCGCUAGUAAGCCCGCUGGAAUCUUCUGGAGCACCGGCUUCCAUGGUGGCGGCCAAGAACUCACUGCAUUAACAGCAGUAACACAGUUAGCACAUCAUGGGAUGAUCUUUGUCCCUUUGGGAUAUACAUUUGGGAAAGGAAUGUUUGAGAUGGAUGAGGUAAAAGGUGGAUCUUCAUAUGGAGCUGGAACUUACGCUGCAGACGGUUCUCGUCAGCCCACCGAACUGGAACUGCAACAUGCAUUUUAUCAGGGCAAGUAUAUUGCUGAAAUCACCAAGAAGCUCAAAGUCUAGUGACCAAAGCUUUUGAUAGCUCUACUGCCCAAAUGUGGGCUGCUCUGAUUUCUUAUGAUGCACAGAUGACAAAUCUGUUUGGUCCAUUAGUAAUAACUUUUGAUAUAUUUGUAUUUGACUUUCAUUCAACUGCAAUCAUCACAUUUGUAAUUACUACAUUCAUUAUUCAUGAGUCCAUUUGAUUUGAAGUAUAGAAAAGAAAAUUCAUUUAUGGAU
Molecule: messenger RNA, 986 nt
Organism: Cuscuta campestris
Lineage: Eukaryota; Viridiplantae; Streptophyta; Magnoliopsida; Solanales; Convolvulaceae
Source: the annotation of a GenBank genome assembly